UCGGCUGCAGCGCUUCCUGUUGCACGGAGCGAGAGCAGCAGCAUGAGGCGGUUGGCAUGAAGAUGGCAGCUGGAGCGUGGUCACCCCUGAUAACCCCCUGCUCUCCCCGCUCCUCCACCAUGGUUGAGGGGUAGGACGGGACCCCCCAGGCCAGCCCGUUCUCAGCCUACACAAUUGACACCACGAGGCUGUAACUUGAACAGGCAAGAAGGACUUUUUUUUUUAUGUUUCCCCUGAAGCAAGAAGUGUAACAGCUUGGAAAGCAAAGAUAAAGGACAUGUCUGUUAAUUGGAGAGGGUGAUUUGGGGUAACAGGAGGAGGAAAUACAAUAUUAGCUUGUCAAGAAGGCCUCAACAGUUUGCUCAGUGUGCGGACAGAGGACCCCGAAGCAGUCGGGGUGGUCCCAGAGGGGCGAUGAUCAGCCAACCCGAGCGGGCACGGCCGCGGCGCCGGCGCUGGAGCGAGAGCUACGAUGAGAAGUGCGAGAGGCGGCACGAGACGCGGGAGAACCUGCGGCGCAGGAACAACCUGACCAGCUGCAGGCACCUGAGGAGGGCAGCAGGGGGGCUGGAGCAGAGCCCCCGGCAGCAGGAGUUCCUGAGGAGGAGGAACCUGGCAAGCGAUGCCGGGAGGAUGCUGCCGGGAUGGGGGCCUAAAGCACGAGUCCCCUUGGACAUCUCACGGGUGGAGCCAAGACUGCCCAUCCUGCUCCAGCACCCCUGGAGCUGCCCCACAUUCCCCCCUGCACCCCUCAGCUUCAGUGUCCCCCUCAGCACUUCAGCAGAAGCCAAACCCAGGCCAGGUGCCUCCAUGAACACCCGAGGAACCCAGACCCUCACAAAUCCAAGCCCAGCAGUGACAGACUCAAGCCAGCAGACAGAUUGUGGAAUAGCAGUUUUAGAUAAGGAAAUGGUGCAGCUCUCCCACUACCUGAAGGAGGCCCUGCACCGCGAGCUGCUGCUCAAGCAGAAGAUGGUGAUUUUGCAGGAGCUUUUCUCCACGUUGCUGCAAGCGUCAGAAAAAUCCUGGCAGGGUCAGCUGAACGAAGACAAACUGAAGUGCAAACUAAGGGCGCUUGAGAACCAGCUGCAGGCCUGCACCCAGAGUUACACAAAGGAGUGUGUGAAGAAGAUCCUGAUAGAGAUGGAAGACCAGAAGCAGACCUACGAACAGAAGGCUAAAGAGGCUCUUCAGAAGAUGCUGGAGGACAAACUCCAAGCAGAGCAGGAGCUGCAGAACUCCCAGAGAAACUUGGCAGUGACAAGAGAGGACCUUGCCUUCUGGAAAGAGCACUACACCAUGCUCAAAGCCAAACUGACCGACACGAGCACAGCACACACCGAGCUCGAGAACAGCUUCCACGUUUUGCAGAGUGAACUGCAGCGCGCAGAGGCGCAGAGGGAGCAGCUGCGGGGAGCCCUGCAGAGCCUGCGGGAGCAGCACACCGCGCUCUGCCGCCACAGCAGCGCCCUGCGGGAGGACAACCGCCUGCAGGCCCGGCACAUCAGCACCAUCCAAGAUCAAUUGCAAAAGGAACAAAACCGGAGGGUAGCACUGGAGGCGACGAUCGGCCAUUUACAAAGCUUGAUACAGAGCCAGGCGGAGCAGCAGAAGCUCCAGGAGGCCACGGUGCAAUGGAAAGACCAGGUUUUCACCACGCAGACCCCACCUCUCAAUCUCACCAAGGAAAAACAAAACACUCUCUUAGAGUAUCCUGAGGAGGAAGGAGAAGAAAGCCUGAAGGAUGAGGUGCAGGAAAGGACAUCCCAGCUUGCAGCAAAGGAAAACGAGCGCCGGGAGCUGCGCGUGGAGCUGGAGGCGCUGAGCGAGGAAUGCCGAUCCUGCCUGGCCGGGCUGCGCCAGUGCCGGGACCAGCUCAACCACUUCCAGAGCCAGCAGGCAAAGAGGCGGCGCAGUCACUGGGUCCCUGUCCUGCUGGCAGUGACAGCAAUGGCCAUGGCCACCUUCCUCGCGAGCUACAGACCAUGAAGGACCUUCUGACUGACUUCACUGCAGGAGCUGAACAGGUCCACCCUCCCUGGUUUUCAUAGCCGGCAGCUGAGCGGACUACAAAAUGCUCUUCCUUUAUUUACUGCCUUUCCAAACGUGACAUGCUCAGCCCUGGAUGAUCUCUACUAGUACCUGACAAAAGAAACUCAGCUCAGGGAGGCUUUUCAGCCCAGUCCCCCCACACUCCCUCCUGCACUCCCUGUCCCGACCAGUUUUCCCACCCACCAGACCCAGUUCAGCCCACUGCCCUGUGAGCCUGCCCCAUGGCCAAGUGUCCCCACAGCCAUGUCCCCUUCCCUUUCACCUCCAGCUCCACGUUAAUUUGCAGAGACAAGGGUUCUAAGGCUCCCUUGGAGCUGGGCUGAGCAGGUUUCACAGUAGCCCUGACACCACCUGGCACGAGUAGUAAAUGCGCUAUGGAGCCUACAAUAAACUUCACAAACUCAAA
Molecule: messenger RNA, 2458 nt
Organism: Apus apus (common swift)
Lineage: Eukaryota; Metazoa; Chordata; Aves; Apodiformes; Apodidae
Gene: TRAF3IP3
Product: TRAF3 interacting protein 3
Exons: 17
Coding region: 415-1989 (524 amino acids)
Source: RefSeq, a predicted model, not a curated record